AUUGCUUGCACCGUUUGCCGAGCAGGUUGUACGUUGUCCUCAUCGUUGAACAGACACACACUCUCCGUUUGCAUUGUCGCGUCGUGCCGGCCAUGUGGUCCAAAACAUGGUUCAUAUUGUGCGUUUCCUCCGUGUUGGCAGAAGGAAACCCGAUAGUUGGCGAUAGAAGACCCUAUCAGGUCAAUGCACAGAAUCCAGAGACUGCCGCACACGAAUACCAAGCUGGUACCAAACUAAGUAACGUUCUUCAACAAAAUUCCAUGUUAAAAAGUUCGUUGGCUAACAAUAAAGAACCUGAGGCGGACUCCGACCUUUUAGAAUUUUUGGUUCGUGUAGCUGACAGCCCCGAAGAGUGGAAUAAAAUUCGUCGUGUUUUAAGAUUGUUGGGGCGAGAUGAAGCAACAAACAAAGCUACUAUACUGCCAAUGAUAGUUAGCACUAAACAGACCAAGAUAACACAAGCUUCGACGUUGAUACCGUUACCGUCUUACACUGACCGGCCAUCAACAACGCCAACACCUCCGGGUUCUUUGUGGCCGUCUGGAGAUUGGAUAUUGGAGGCAGCUAAACAAAUGAGAAUACCCAACGACUUGGACGUGUACGAUUACAACGAAGACGGUAGUGAUGACGAAAACGAAGAUGAAGAUGAUCCAAUGACAACUACCACCUCUACAGCUAAGACAAAAUACAGGACUCAACGCGGCCACAUGUUUAGGUAUCAGUUUAAGCGUUUGGACGGGCAUGGAGGUGACGGCCGUAUUAACGGCACUUAUGUAGCUGUAGUUUCAUUGUCCAACGAAGAUCAUAAAAUCGGGUUGCAUCACAAUAUACCACAGACAAACACUGGACGCAAAAUUGUUAAACAGGAAAAAUCAAACCCCGCAGAGUAAUAUUCAAAUGUCAACUAAAAGACGGGUCACUCGUUACCAUCGAACACGCCUAACGGAAAAACAAUUAUAAUUGUAGUUUCCAAAUUUUACAUAAGAAAUAAAACCAUUAUGAUUUAUAGUUUACAUAUUUUAAACUUAAAUAAAAAAUAUUAUAAACAAAUUUUACUUUUCUUAGUUCGUACUUAUAUUAAUUAAGUUUAGUUUUUUUUUGUUACUCAAUAUUUAGUCAAAAAAGUUUUUGUUUUUUUAAUUAUACGUGCCUACUAUUAUUUUUCAGACAACAAUAGCAUUAUAAUUUAGAACAUUAUUUAAUAUAUUGUAUACCGAAGUAUUUUAUGUUAUUAAUAAGUUCAUUAUAAUAAUAUAGUUGUAC
This is a messenger RNA of Adelges cooleyi (spruce gall adelgid), 1263 nucleotides long. RefSeq lists its product as uncharacterized. The transcript has 8 exons. The record is from RefSeq and is a predicted model, not a curated record. NCBI's taxonomy places the organism in Eukaryota, Metazoa, Arthropoda, Insecta, Hemiptera, Adelgidae. Bases 93 to 890 code for a protein of 265 amino acids.